Molecule: messenger RNA, 7630 nt
Organism: Gigantopelta aegis
Lineage: Eukaryota; Metazoa; Mollusca; Gastropoda; Neomphalida; Peltospiridae
Product: phosphorylase b kinase regulatory subunit alpha, skeletal muscle isoform-like
Biological process (GO): glycogen metabolic process
Cellular component (GO): phosphorylase kinase complex
Molecular function (GO): calmodulin binding
Source: RefSeq, a predicted model, not a curated record
GUUUGGUUCGACCUCAGCCUUAACCCAAGAACAAGGUCAAGGGAUGUUGCUAACAAUUUAUGUUAUGACUUAGGACUAACAAUGAGGAAUAGAAGCAAUUCGGGACUUCGUCUUGACUAUUAUCAAAGAUUAGUUAACAGAAGUAUAUUGAAGUAUCAGAAUGCUGCAUCAGGUUUGCUGUCCACCAGUGAUACGAACAGCCAUGCGUGGGUGCGAGACAACCUGUACUCUAUUAUGUCAGUGUGGGGCCUCGCACUCGCCUACAGGAAGACUGCCGACUUAGAUGAAGAUCGAGCCAAAGCUUACGAGCUGGAACAGUCUGUUGUGAAGGUAAUGAGGGGACUCUUGCGUAGCAUGAUGAUGCAGGUGGACAAACUGGAAGCGUUCAAGCAUACCCAGAACCCACGUGAUGCUCUGCACGCAAAAUACUGCAGUAAGACCGGGAAGCCGGUUGUGGGCGACCUCGAAUGGGGUCACCUGCAGGUGGAUGCUACGUCCCUCUAUCUCCUGACCCUCGCUCAGAUUACUGCAUCAGGUCUACAAGUUGUGUACACAUUGGAUGAGGUGGCAUUUAUACAAAAUCUAGUCUUUUAUGUAGAGAGUGCCUACAGAACUCCAGAUUAUGGGGUUUGGGAACGAGGUGACAAGACCAACCAUGGACUUCCUGAACUCAACUCCAGCUCAAUUGGCAUGGCUAAGUCGGCACUUGACGCCAUUAAUGGACUUGACUUGUUUGGGGCUCUUGGUGGUCCGGCUUCAAUCAUUCAUGUCCUUCCAGAUGAAGCACAACAAUGUCAGGCAAUUCUGCAUUCCAUGCUUCCAAGAGAAUCAAAUUCAAAAGAAAUUGAUGCUGCUUUGAUAGCCAUUAUUGGUUAUCCUGCGUUUGCUGUGGAUGAUGUCGACAUCAUUGAUGAAACAAGAAGUACAAUUGUGAAAAAACUUGAGGGUAAAUAUGGCUGCUGUAGGUUUCUGAGGGAUGGCUACAAGACAGUAAAAGAGGAUCCAAAUCGUCUCCACUAUGAACCUUCAGAAUUGAAAGUCUUUGAAAACAUAGAAUGCCAGUGGCCAUUGUUUUUUGCUUUCUUCAUCCUUGAGGGGUUAUUCCGUAAUGAUAGAAAGCAGGUAGAGGAGUACAGACAGAAGCUUGACGAAGUCAUGUUGAAGACAGAUGACGGAAUCCCUUACCUACCAGAGCUGUACUAUGUUUCUGCCGAAACGGUUGACGAGGAAUAUCGUUGUCCUAAAAGCCAAAAGCGCGUGCCAGGUGGUAAAAUGCCACACAUGUGGGCUCAGUCAAUGUACAUCCUGGGCAGACUGGUGUAUGAAGGAUUUUUAUCACCUGGAGAACUUGACCCACUUAAUAAAAGACUUGUCUUAGAAUCAAAACCUGAUAUUGUUGUUCAAGUUGUUAUCCUGGCAGAGGACUCGAUUGUUCAAGACAAGCUUGCUGAAUGUGGCAUUGAGGUAGCUACAAUAUCCCAGGUGGCACCCAUCAAAGUCUACCCAGCUCACGUUCUUAGUCAGAUCUACUCCCUUCUAGGAAAAAACAAAAGACUUGGCCUCACAGGGAGACCGUCAAAUGAGAUUGGUAUCUUAGCAACCAGCAAGCUGUACUGUCUACAGGAUCAAAUCUUAGCUUUUAUACCGCAGUUCCUGGAUCAACACCACUUCUAUCUGCCGCUAGAUGUGGACUUCCUCAUCGACCAUUUCAAAACGGAUGCAGAAUACCUGGCACGCAAUUGGCAGAUACUCGGCCGUCCCACAAUGCUCUUUACCCUCACCAGUCAGAUGUUAGACAGUGCCGGCAACCCUCCUCCAGUUUUGAUAGCUACUAUCAAGAAACUACAGACUGGAUAUAUUAAUGGCACACGAGUUGAAAUGGGCAAGUUAUCUGACUUUCAGACAACAUCCUGUAUGACCAACCUCAGUUUCAUUCGUGACAGGGAUGAUCCAAAUCAAGCUGAAGAACAGGUGAUUCGCUUUAUUGAUAACAUCACCAGUCCAACCUGCCCUCGGCCACAUUUGCUGUCAAACAUCCGUACGAAAGCUGGAAAAUCUCAAAGGCACCAGCGAUCCAUGUCUGUACAUGGCAUUGUGCGCAGGUCAAGGUCAAUACAAAUAGACCGGGAUCAGUUACAAGAUCUCCAUUCGCAAAUAUCUCAGCUCCAAGAAGGCAUGUCAAAAGACAAUGCUCUGCUUGAAGUCGAAGAGGUGCAACAUGUUGAACAUCUUCGGAGUCAUUCUGGGGAGCACGUUCAAAGUCCCAACAUGUCGCCAUUGAUGCAUCGCAAACGAAUCGGUGUGAGCGAAAAUGAGAACAUUGAUAUCCGUGAACUGAUUGAGAAUCUUCAACAGACGGAGAACUUGCAGGAGCAGGCAGACAUCAUCCAUUAUCUCUUUGUGACAAAAGGCCUUUUGUUUCGUACAGGAGUUAGAGGUGCUGACUGGGACACACAGUUGGGAGGGCAGACGUGCACAGUGAAAGAACUUCUGUGUGAGCUUUAUGAAAAGGCGGGACACUGGCACCAGUGGUGGCUGGUACGACACUCCGCGGGCAUGCUCAAGAAACGGGUUGAAGAUCUCGCAUUGGCUGCCACUGAUCUGCUGGUGAGACAGAAACAGCUGUCUGUUGGAAUGCCACCAGAUAGAGAGAAGAUCAUAACAUCGCCUCUGCCCCCGGAUGAGCUGUCAGCCAUCAUCUACAAUGCGUGUGGUGAAGAUACGAGUACUGCUUCUCUCACUCAGGAAUUGUUGAUCUAUCUGGCAAUGUUUAUCCGCACUGAGCCGAAACUUUUCCGUGAAAUGUUGCGUCUUCGAGUUGGUCUCAUUAUUCAGGUUAUGGCUUCUGAGCUGGUCAGAACACUGAACUGUUCAGUGGAAGAAGCAUCUGACCACCUGCUGAAUCUGAGUCCCUUUGAAAUGAAGACGUUGUUACACCACAUUCUCAGUGGUAAAGAGUUUGUCAUCAACAAAGUGGAAACUGAGUUUCAAGAGGAUCGACGAAUUUCUGUUCACUCAAAAUACUGCAGAGAUGAAAUGAAAAUGUUUGCCAGAAGAGGUUCCAAGGGUUUAUCUCAGAGAGAAUUUGAAGAUGAUGACGAUGACAUGGCCGACCGACAGGGCCAGUGGCUGCGACGCCGACGUUUGGACGGAGCUCUCAACAGAGUGCCUGUGGGGUUCUACCCCAGGGUGUGGAAAGUCUUGGAAAGAUGCCAAGGGUUGUCAAUCAAAGGAUAUGUUUUAUAUCGGGGUUUAACUCAAGAGAUGACGUCGGGAGAGUUCAAGUUUGCGCUGCAGGUGGAAAUGGUUCUGAACCGGAUCCCGCAGCCCGAGUACCGCCAGCUGAUGGUGGAGGCGCUCAUGGUUCUCAACCUGCUGGCCGAGAACGACGGACUGCAUGUCAACAUGAACCUCAUCAUCGAGGUCGACCGCCUCGUCAUCGACGCCAACAACAUCUUCAUCGAAGACCAGAAAAUGCCUCGUGAAGCAACAUCUAGCUCUACUGGAGUAGCAGGUAUUAACCAACACUUUUACGACAAUGCUCCUAGCGGACGGUUUGGAACAAUGUCUUAUUUAUGUCGGGCAUUGGCUAAAAUGAUGAACCUGGCUGUAUCCCCCACCGACAAUAUAGACUGUGUGGUCAGCUGAUCAACAUCUACCUCUGGCUAGUAUCAGCUAAUGAGACAGUCUGGUGUGUGGUCAUGUGACGGGCACUGACCAGUAAGAGGUUUCACCAUGUGACAACAAAUACCUACCCCAGUCAGUUGGAAAAAAUGUCACUACAUUGUCAGCUGAUACAUGUUUGUGGACAACCCAGGUCUUAUUUAUUCGUAAAUCCCAACCCUGUGAGGAAUUGAAUUCUGUGGGAAAUGUGUCAUCAACAGAAAUAACUACAGUAGAAAGAUCUAUAUAAAAAUGUUUUAUUGAGACUACUUGGUGAUAAGCUAAGAUAUGUUCCAGAAUUGAUCAAACCACUCACAAAAUAACGUUUUAUUUAAACAUUGUAUACAUAGAGAAAAAAGGUGUGGUGCGCCUACCAGGCAUAAAAUAAAUACUUAUGACUGGAAGUCGGUUUACAUGAUUUUUUUUUUUUUUUUAACUAUCAUAGGUUACUGAUUAUCGAGUUAAGUGAAGUGUAUUUGCGUAUCCUAAUCUAUUAACUCAAAAUUGCUUUGAAAUUGCAGUGUAUAGAUGUCUUCAAAACGUUCACAACUUUUAAUUUUAUAUCAUCAGCUUCUUUCUUAAGCAUAACUGCCUAAUUAUUUUUUUUAGAGCUUUGGAGACCAAUGGAAAAAACUCUUUUUAUACAAACAGAAAUGAAUUCCAUAAAAAUUAUAUGAACAAUAAUAAUAGCAGCAUUUGUUCUUCUUAUUCUUGUUCAAAUGAUUUUUUAAGGAAUUAAUUUUUGUUUGUGUAGAAAUCAGGUUUUUUCUCACUGGUCUCAAAAGCUCUAAAAUGUGUUUGGUAAUUAUGAUAAGACUAAUGCCUGGCACACACCUACCGAUUAAUGCCGAUUUGACAGUCACAUUAGCAUUAAAACAGUAGGUGUGUGCAGGGCAAAGACGCGACAUUUGCCUCUAAUCUCCAGUUUUGCACCAAUUAGACUGUCGCAUCGGCCGGUGUGUGCAGAUACACAGUUUCACACUAUUGCAGACUCGACGGUCGAGUUGGCAUUAUCGGUAGGUGUACACCAAGCAUUUGAGGCACAAUAUGUACUAGUUCACCACAUUACCGACUGGAAUUUGCAUAAAUUUAAAGUUGCCAAAUUUACAUGCAGGUUCACGUGAAAUAUUGUAACCUCAUUCACGGUGCCUCACACUCCCUCUGUGAUCAUUUUUGGAAGAGCCGUUAUUUAUUUAUUUUAUUUAUGCUCUGUCUGAACCAUAUUGGUUUUAUAGUCCGAUGUUGGUUGCUAACACAUGAAAGGAUAUUCAGCCAUGCACUUGUUAAAUGAGCACAUCUUACUAGACCUUCUUGGAUCUGGUGUUGAUGGUGCAGUGUACUGUAUGUCAAUGGUGAUCAUACAGUUAUAUUACAUCUGUGCAAGUGUUUUAGUUGCGUUGUCAGAAUUUAAAAAUUGCAAAACUUUUAAGUGCACUCACUGUUAAUUUGAUCAAGUGGGUGAGGCAACAUACUUUGUUAUGGUAAUAUACUUGUACCUCCUGAGUAUGUAGAACAAGUGAUUCGAACCAGUCAUAUUUCUCACCUCUUCAGCAAUGAAACAAUAAUAGUGUAGGUCAUCAUGUUAAAAAAGCAAAAAAAAACCCCAAAAACAUUGUGUAAAAUGUUAUGGUUUAGAUGAACUUGUCAGCUCCAGGAAAAUGCUACGCUCACAAAGUAUACUAACAAUAAAAAGAAAAGUGUUGUGAUCAGUUUUUACAAUUAGUAAAAAUUACACAAAACACAAGUUAAGUAGAAUAAUGAGUGACAAAGGUUUUUUUAACUGUUAUUUUAUGCUACAUCAGAAGCUAAAUUUUCAGGACAAAUUAUGUCUGCUCUCCCCCCCCCCCCCCCCCCCCAUCAAAUAAGAGUGCCAUCCUUUUUACCUAUGGCAGCGGAGGACAAGAAGCAACAUUAUUCCAAUCGCCAAGAUACCUAUAUCUAGAUUUUAUCACCAGCAGGGUUGUGAUAAUAAAUGGCAUUUGUCUAGGUCUGUUUCCUUUUACUAAUUUAUUUUAACAAUCUGCAUUUUGAAAUUUCAGAUUGCAGGACGACAUAUGAACAAAAAUGUUUUGUGUAUUUAUUAAAAUGUGUAUCCAUUUUUAAUAUUUCAUGAAAGUAAGAUGUUAAAAAUUAUAAUGUGAAACAAACAUUUAACACAAAAUUGAAAUGCCACAUUUUCUUCAAUGCCGGGCAUCCAGUGAGCACGACGGCCCAGAUCCACAAAGCAAUCUUAGUGCUAAGAACACCUAUGUGCAUAAGAUAGUUGUACAAUUAAGGUGAUCUUAGCACUAAGAUUGCUCUGUGGAACAGCAACCCCUGCAAUUGCCCAUGACAGUCGGCAAUGUCAUGGAGUUUUUAAUUUUCCACAGCACUUUUUUUCCGUGGACUAUAUUCAGGGUUGGUAUUUUUCAAUGGCAUGUUGUAGUUUUUUUGCUGUUGACAUUUUCUUAAUUGCAGGGGUUGAACUAAAGAUAGUCGAUAACCGAUAAGUGAUGAUAUUGAUUGUAUAGAAAGAGUAGGUCUAUGAGUAAGAACAAACUAUUGUGACGUUUAUUUUAAGUUAAGUCCAUUGUUUUUAAUGUUAAUUUUUAUUUUUUAUUUUUAUUUUUUAUUUCUAAAGUUUGCUUGACAAAAUAAAUGUUGGGCCUCCAAUAGUUACUGGUCUCUAAUAAGUACCAGGUCUAGGGACAUUUUCAAAGGAAUAUACUCCAGGGUACAAAUUAGAUAAGCAUCCCAAAAUGGUAAGCAUCUCAGUUACAAAAUUAAUCCCCAUUAAAAACAUUUUUAAAAUCUUCAUUAAAAAAAAAAUAUUUGUAUGAAAUCUUAGGAAGUUAGUAAUCUUGUACAGUCAUUAAAAACAAAAUAUUAUCUAUCUUCUGGGCUCAAAACUCAUCAGAAAAGUAUGGUGGCCCAAAACAAAAUAUCUGGGUAACUUGCAUUAGGUAGCCCAAAACACAAAAUAUUCAUAUUUCAGGUUUGUUUUAUACAAUUGAAAACCUUUAAUUAUAAAAGAUUUAAGUAAGCACAUGAAAUAUGCUUCAAUAAAGUAAUAUUGAUUUGAAGAACCACUUCUAGAUAGAUAUUGAAAUAAGAUGUUCUAAGUGGUUACGAUCUGGACGAGGAAGUCUUUUUUUUAUCAAGACUACACCCAAUUACAUCUGGUCUACAAAAUCAAUGUUUAUAAAUAGAUGUUGGCAAAUUACAGUAAACAAGGGUAAGCCAAUUUUGUGAACCACAAGCAAGAUUUUAAUGUGGAAUAAAUGUUUUUUACAAUUAUUAAUAGUGGCUCAUAUGUUUUAGAAAGAAGAUUGUCCAAAUGAUAUUUUUGAGCGACCAACACCCUUAUUUAUUUAAAGUCACCCAAAUGACUGGCAUUUUCGAGCCCUGGCCCCAAUUUCACAAAACGUAAGCCUAGUUUUGCACAUAAAAAUAAAUCUAUGACUAAACCACAAUUCUUAUUACUGUUAAAAGUACAAUAAAUGUAGUUUGAAGUAUACAUAUUUCAUUUUCGUUCGUCACAAAAAUGCUCCAUCUAAAGUAAUGAUGUAAUUUUCUGCAUGAAAUAGAUGCCAAACACAUAUAAACGUAUGUCCGGUAUAACUGCUAGUCGCAGACGUAAACUUAAGAUGUUUUGUGAAAUUGGCCACAGAUCUUGGGUCCGAAGUAUUCAAGAUAAUUUUCGACUUUGUAAUGCAACCUGUAUUUUUACAUGUACCAUAGUUUGACACCCAGUAGCCGAUGUAUUUUUCGUGCUGGGGUGUCGUUAAACAUUUUUAGAUUAUUCUGACACAUCUGAAAUUGUAAUUUAGUGUAGAAAUAUAUCUGGUAUGAAUUAAAAAACAUUGUUCUAGUUCAGUUUCCCUUUUUAUUGAAAUCCAAUUUCAUGUUGCUAACAUUUCCAGUUUGUUAAGAAUUCAUUUACAGAUUUUGACAUGUUAAGGUAACAAAUAAAUUAAUAUGGAAUGUU